UAGUUGUGUUUCAUUUCCUGCACCAAGAGCGCUUCUCUCUCUAUAGCUCGUUCGGUCUCUCGGAGCAGUUCCUAGGGUUUUCUUCCCCUCGAAACGCCGUCGUUUCGACCGAUUCUUGCUGCCAAGUCGCCGCAAUGAAGCUCACUGUGAAGACUCUGAAAGGCAGCCAUUUCGAAAUCACGGUUCAGCCCUCCGACACCGUUAUGGCUGUAAAGAAGAACAUUGAGGAUGUACAGGGAAAAGAUAAUUACCCAUGUGGACAGCAGUUGUUGAUUCACAAUGGGAAGGUCUUGAAAGAUGAAACAACCCUGGCAGAGAAUAAGGUCUCUGAGGAUGGGUUUCUCGUUGUCAUGCUUAGUAAGAGUAAAACGUUGGGCUCAGCAGGGGCGUCAUCCACUCAGCCUGCUUCUAUAAAUCCACCUAUGACUGCGCCUGUCUCUAAUUCUACUCCUGUACCUGAAGCUUCUGUACAACCACCGGCCUCAAAGAGCACCGCAUCAGCUUCAGACACUGCAACAGCUAGUGUUCCCACUGAUACCUAUGGACAAGCUGCUUCAAAUUUAGUUGCUGGUAGUAAUCUUGAGCAGACUGUUCAACAAAUAAUGGAUAUGGGUGGUGGCAACUGGGACAGAGAAACAGUUACCCGAGCACUUCGAGCAGCUUACAACAACCCUGAGCGAGCAGUAGAUUAUCUAUAUUCUGGUAUUCCAGAAGCAGCAGAAGUUGCAGUACCGGUGGCUCAUUUACCUGCAGGUCAGGCAACUGAAACAGGUGCAGCAGCUGCACCUGUGUCUGGAGCACCUAACUCUUCACCCUUGAAUAUGUUUCCUCAGGAGACCCUUGCUGCCGCUGCUGCUGGUGGAGGAGGAGGACUUGGAUCCCUUGAAUUUCUUAGAAACAACCCACAGUUCCAAGCAUUGCGCUCAAUGGUGCAAGCAAAUCCACAGAUAUUACAGCCCAUGCUUCAGGAGCUGGGAAAGCAAAAUCCCCAGCUUUUAAGACUAAUUCAGGAGCACCAUACGGAGUUUCUUCAGUUGAUAAAUGAACAUCUCGAGGGAUCUGAAGGGGAUGCGUUUGAGGAGCCUGAGCAAGAUAUGCCCCAUGCCAUCAAUGUCACCCCGGCUGAGCAAGAGGCCAUAGAAAGACUAGAGGCAAUGGGAUUUGAUAGAGCACUGGUCAUCGAGGCCUUUUUGGCAUGUGAUCGCAAUGAGGAAUUGGCAGCCAACUACUUGCUGGAGAAUGCUGGAGAUUUUGAGGAUUGAAUGGUGAACCUUCAUUGGGUUCGUAGUUUUGGUUUCUUGGAUUCAUUUCUCGAUAUAAUUUCUUUACUUGGAUUAAAUCAUGUACUUUAAUAAUGAAUUCUGGCAAUUAAUUCUGUGAAAUUGAUCUAUUUGAGUAUAGAGUGUGGCAAAAGUGGCAUCUAAUAUAAUAUAAGUUUCACAAAUAAUUUUUCCCCAUCAA
Molecule: messenger RNA, 1461 nt
Organism: Carya illinoinensis
Lineage: Eukaryota; Viridiplantae; Streptophyta; Magnoliopsida; Fagales; Juglandaceae
Product: ubiquitin receptor RAD23b-like
Exons: 12
Coding region: 135-1262 (375 amino acids)
Biological process (GO): proteasome-mediated ubiquitin-dependent protein catabolic process; nucleotide-excision repair
Cellular component (GO): nucleoplasm; cytosol
Molecular function (GO): damaged DNA binding; ubiquitin binding; polyubiquitin modification-dependent protein binding
Source: RefSeq, a predicted model, not a curated record